Scaptodrosophila lebanonensis is the source of this 2581-nucleotide messenger RNA. Its product is annotated as protein peste. The transcript is spliced from 6 exons. The record is from RefSeq and is a predicted model, not a curated record. Bases 359 to 2077 code for a protein of 572 amino acids. Gene Ontology annotation, cellular component: cytoplasm; membrane. Gene Ontology annotation, molecular function: scavenger receptor activity. NCBI's taxonomy places the organism in Eukaryota, Metazoa, Arthropoda, Insecta, Diptera, Drosophilidae.
ACGGUGCGUAAGCAUUUUUGUUAGUGGGCGCGAGCGAGACGAUAAAGAGCAAGAAUAGACGCUGAUGUACAGCAGCAUUGACAGAGUCGUUAUUGUUGUUGCUGCAAGUCGCGCGCGUCGAUUAAAAUGAAUAUUUAUACGAAUUGAAAUCAAUUGAAAAGUGCGGUCAAAACAAAGUAUGCGAUUUAAAAAUUGCAACAGAGGAGACAAAGCCAAUACAUACAUUAAACAAAAAGCCGAGUGUGGAACGUAAACCACACGUUUGGUUCAGUCCAACACAAACAGAGGCCAGGAGCACACGCUUCCUGCCCAACACACAGCAUACACCACAAAUAUAAAAACACACAUUGAUCCAGAGAUGACAUCACGCCAUUACAUGUGGCGCUUAGCCAUCCUAGCCUUGGGAUUCUGCUCCAUUGCAGCUGGCGUCUAUUUAUUUCGCAAUUGGAUCGACAUAUUUACACGCAUGCGCGGCAAGGAAAUGGCGCUCAGUCCUACUUCGCGGGCAUAUGAUGGCUGGAAGAUUUCACCAUUGCCGCUUGAUUUUGAUGUCUAUCUUUUUAACUGGACAAAUCCGGAGGACUUUUACGUGGGGUCCGGUAAAAAGCCACGCUUCGAACAGUUGGGGCCCUAUCGAUUUCGCGAGAAACCCGACAAGGUCGACAUAGCGUGGCACAAUCAAAACAGUUCAAUUUCAUUUCGGAAGAAGGCUUUCUUCUUCUUCGAUGCCGAGGGCAGCAAUGGCACCUUGGAGGAUAACAUAACUACCGUCAAUACGGUGGCACAUGCCGCCGCACUACGCACACGUGUUGCGAACUUUUUUGAGACGUUUGCAAUUAAAAGCGCUCUAGCUGUCUCGGAACAGCGUCUCACCGAGACAAAGACCGCCCGAGAAUGGAUGUUUGACGGUUAUGACCAUCCACUGGUCAGCACUAUGGUCACUGUGGGAAAAAUGUUCCAGGUGUCUCUAGUGCCCUACGAUCGUGUUGGCUUUUUGUAUCCACGGAAUGGCAGCGCCGAUUUCGAAGGAUACCUAAACAUGUACACUGGUGCGGAUGACAUCCGUAAAAUGGGUCAGUUGUAUGCUUGGAACAAUAAGACACACACAGGAGCUUUCGAUGGCGAGUGUGGCAAUGUCUACGGCUCCAUGGGCGAAUUCUUUCCGCCUAACCUAACUCCAAAGGAUCAUGUGUCGAUGUUUCUGCCCAAUCUUUGUCGCGCCGUUCCGCUGGAUUACACCGAGACAGUCUCUGUCCAUGGUGUGACGGCCUUUAAGUUCAGUGGAACUGAACGAGCCGUGGAUAAUGGCACUCUCUACCCGGAGGAGACCAGUUGUUUGUGCGACAACGACACAUGUGGGCCAGUUGGCGUCAUUUAUGUUGGACGCUGUCAUCACAACACAUCCUUAUACAUGUCCUAUCCCCAUUUCUACAAGGCUGACCCAAGCUUGCUAGACGCUGUCGAGGGUCUGCAACCGGAAAAGGAGAAGCACGAGUUCUUCAUGACUCUAGAACCCAAUGCCGGUGUGCCUAUGGAUGUGGGUGGAGGCUUUCAGGCGAACUAUCUCUUGGAGCCAGUGCAACAAGUAAAAAUAUACCAGAACAUUCCGCGCACUUUCAUUCCCAUGAUGUGGGCCGAGGAGCGGGUCCGUGUUACCGAGGAAAUCGCAGCAGACAUAAAACUGGUGCCUCUAAUCGUACUCCUAGGUCAGAUUUUCACUGGCGUCCUGCUCGCCGUUGGUCUCAUAUGCGUCUGUUGGUAUCCCACGCGAUUGUUCGCGCGGUUCUGUCACAGCGAUGAUCCCAAAGACAAGAUGAUUGCGCUCAAGCCGCUCGCGUUUGGCACGAACGGCCCCAGCGCAUCAGCGCCUACAUGCUGUCAGUCUACACUCAAUCCGAAUGUAGGAGUCCGUCUUCUUGAUUAUAGAAGAAGUUCUGGAGUUGCAAACACCGCAGUCGCCAAGUAUGAUGACGAUGACGUAGAGAGCAACAGCAGCGAGUGCAGCAACAGCUGUGGAACAGAACGCCUUAUUAAUGAUAGUGCCCAGUGCCCGUCAACUAAUGUGAUAAUUAGAUAGUAGUUGCAUUUUAAUCAAUGCUUUACAAAUGGCCUUAGAGCGUAGCCGCCCGCCCAUAAGACUCACGUUGUCUAUUAUUUCUUUAUAACUUAGAGAGUAUGUACAAAGUGAUGACGCCGUUUGCCUUAGGUUGCAUUGUUUUUUUUUUAAUGCAACCUGUCUACAUACACAUAAUAUUGCUUUAGUCAUCACCCCUUCCCUGUACAUCUCGCUCAUGUCGCUGAGAGAGAGACUUGUAAGAUUAUUUAUUAUAUAGUGCCAAAAAAAAAGAAGAGAGAAACCUAAACAAAAAGUCAUUAAUUAUAUAGUUGUUAAGCAAGUGUACAUACGAUUUGUUGAAACCCAAAAUUUGCACACGUCCAAAGUAUUUACAUAUGUAUAUAGUAUAUAUAUAGAGACACGUAAGAAUAAUUUGCAUAAUUUGUAAUGAGUAUAAUUAAGUUCUUUUUAUACGCGUCGAUUUCAAUGAAGUGAUACAAAUAAUACAUAUUUAUAAAAAAUCUA